UAGGCAUGGCGGCGCGCGUGUAGUAACGGAAGUUGACCUCGUUUAACAUGGUUAUGUGUGCUGUUGUGCGAGAAAUACUUUCUUAAACUGCGGCACGCGCAUGCCUUUAUCUGUCGUGGAUGUCUGCGAGGGCACUGUGGCGUCGAGCAGCUACGCUGCGUGUGUUCACAUCUUCACCAUGCAGGCUUGUGAACACAUCUCAGCAUCUCUCCUUAGAGUGGAACCAUGGAAAAGUCCAGGAGGAGGAAAAGAGUGAAACGGUGCAGGAGCCACCGAGUGCAGAAACUGCAGAGGGGUCCUCGUUGGUGUACAAUCCCAGUGCUUACUACCAAUCCAGAGCAGAGUGCUCUGACAUCCAGAGAGGUCCUGUAAAAGAAGAGGAAACCACCCAGCCUGUCCCAAGUGCUGGGUUCAGACAGCAGAGUAAUCACUAUAUGGUCGGUUCAUCACGCCACUUAUCCAUCGAUAAAAACGGCCGGCUUGAUUUAGCUUUUAAUCCAGCAGUAGAUGAUAAAGGACAUAAAUUUAAUAAUUCUAAAGAUGAAGUCUCAACAUAUAUAAAAAGAGACACGCGUGCCUUUCAGAAAUGCAGGCCUGAGUACAGCGUUAUGACCUACGACGUGUCCCAGCGUCUGCCUGCUAUACAGAUAAAAGAUGGCUUGUUACUGCUCCAUAAAGCUGCCUUGAUGAAAAACAUAGAUUCCUCCAAUGUAGCUUGUUUUAUUUGCGAACUUGGUCAUGUGGAACCUGAACAGACUGCGAUUAUAAGAGGGAACACACGGUUCUCCAUGCUGCUGCGGUACAGCGUGGAGAACCUACAACACUUCACGCAUGUGCAGCUGAUUGAAGUUUUGCGUGCCUUCGUGAGAUUGGGAUUGUCCCACCACCACAGCAUACUGGACUCGUACGAAGCCGAAUUUAGCCGCCGGACCUGUGAGUUGGAGCUACACCAGCUUCUGCUCGUGGCUGACCUGUGGCGAUCCCUAGGACGGUCGGUCCCACAGUAUGUGGACAAAUUGUGUGACUGCAUUAGCAAGCAUUUUAACCAGAUGGGUCCACCAGAGCUGGUCCAGUUUGUGUAUAUACUAGGAGAAAGCCGACAGUGCCCUGCAUUUGUUCUAGAGUGUCUAGAAGGCAUCAUAAUGCACCAUCUAGAUGAACUUAAGGGUGAAGAAGUGGGUGCUGUUUGCUUGGGUCUGUUUAAAACUCAGAACUCGCUCUCAGAUCGAGCACUGCGCAGGCUUGUGGACCGAGCCUGUGUUGUAGUUAAGGAAAUUACUGAUUUUGGCAUUGUGAACGUGAUGAAAUUAAUGAGAUUCAGCCACCUGGACCAUCUCCGCUGGUUGGAGAUACUGAGUUCUGAAGUGCCCCGCCGUGCUCCGCAGAUGGCCGUCCAGGGCUUAAUGCACAUCGCUUUGACAUGCUCUGCACUGCACUACCGUGACGAGAAUGUUCUCCUGGCCGUAGCAAAAUAUCUGCCGCAUUUACCAUCUCAGUACAGAAGCAAAGAUGCUGCUAAGCUUCUUUGGGCAUUUGGCAACCUGGGCAUUCUUCCCAGCCAGUGCCCCAACUUUCACCCUCGACUCACGGAAGCACUGCGGGACCGAGAGUCAGAAUUCCGAAGCUAUCCUGAACACCUCCUGACAGCCCUGCUUGGUUUGGCGUUUGUUGGUCAGUUUCCUCAUGACUUGCUAAGUUUGGCCUUAAGCCCCGAAUUUACAAACCAAGUCACAGGGAUAAUAGAUUUGAAGAAGGAUCUCUUCACUCUGGAUGGGACGGUGGCGAUUGAGCUGCCUGGAUGGACCGGCCCCCGGAUGAACCCCACAGUCCAAGAUGAGGUCACUAAACAGCUGUGGGACUUCGCCCAGUCUGAAUUGUGUCAAAAACCAGAGGUUCUUGAGGCUGAGGCUGUUCUCCAGGAGCUGCUUGGAGGACAGGAGUUUGUGCACAAGCGAAUGAUACUACCACAUAUGCGCUCUAUUGACCUCGAAGUGCACUUAGAUCUCAGGGGAAAUCCUCUGCCUGUUACAUCAGAGACCUAUCAAAACCACUAUCAUCCAGAGAAGGGAUCUUGUUGGCCGCUAGAUUGGAAAGAAAUGAACACAGGAGUUACCCUGACGGAUGAUCUCUUGGUACAGUUGACCAGUGGCAAAAAAACAGCCAUGCCAAAGACUGUGUCCAUCCAGAGACCAAUUCUGCGUCCUGUCGUAGCGUCUGCCAAAAGAGAACGUAUUCUGAACGUAGGAGUUGACUUAACUGAUGAUCUUAUGCAUGCUAUAACGAAACGGCAGGAGCGCUCUACCAUCCGAGGCCAUGAUGCCUCAUCGUCAGCCAUUGCCCAGCUUGCAGUUCAAGUGACCAGUAGAAACCACUAUUGUUACAGGACGCAACGAUUAACAGGGCUAUAUGCAAUGAAGAGGAGGCAGUUAGCCUUGGCAGGGUAUACGGUUGUGGAGGUGCCACAUUGGGAAUGGUUUCCAUUGCUCCGCCGCUCCCUCGCUGAGAGACUUGCUUACAUGCACUGCAAGAUUUUUAGUAGUUUUGACUCCAAAAAUAGAAAAUGAUUGUUAAUUUGUUGUCUCAAAGAGUAUUUGGUUAAUUUUUGGUGGAUUUGAAACCACAUAUCUGUCACAUAGUCACAUAUCUGUAAUAUAUAAAAUUUAAAUAAAACUAUAAAAGAAGACUUUAUUAUGCUUUGGGAAUGAAAAUAGUGCAUAGUGGGUACGUCAGCAUACAGACACCCCCCGCCUCAUGAAUUUUCGUCAUAGGAACUGAAAUUUUGCAAGAAAUUUGCCUCGGCAUAUGAAGUAUUUUUGUCAUACUGACGAAUGAACCGAGCUUAACCGAAUUCUGUGGAAAGCCAAGCAAAGCAUGUUUACAUGUUUUUUUAUGGUUUUAUUUCGCAUUUUGUGCAGGAUUUAAUGAAGACAUUGUACCCCGGUCACUAGAUUGUUAGCCAGGAAGGUAGCAAAAAGAAAAGUUAGCCAAUUUAAGUUUUUUAUUUUUCCCUUUUAAAGCAUCCAGUGCCAAGAGGAAUAAUAUAUUAGGGUUAAGUGAGGUGUAAUCUGUCUAUUUAUUUCAUAUGUUAUUUGCAUUUUGUUUGUACACUGUACACUGUAG
Messenger RNA from Clarias gariepinus (North African catfish), 3120 nucleotides. It is a transcript of the gene fastkd5, whose product is annotated as FAST kinase domain-containing protein 5, mitochondrial. The record is from RefSeq and is a predicted model, not a curated record. Lineage: Eukaryota; Metazoa; Chordata; Actinopteri; Siluriformes; Clariidae. Gene Ontology annotation, cellular component: mitochondrial matrix; ribonucleoprotein granule. The coding region runs from base 120 to 2564 and encodes 814 amino acids. Gene Ontology annotation, molecular function: RNA binding. Gene Ontology annotation, biological process: mitochondrial RNA processing; regulation of mitochondrial mRNA stability. The transcript has 2 exons.